AUGGCUAACCAGUCUCCAUCAUCAUCGUCUCUAUCGCCACGGCAGAAGAACAUAAUCUCCGGGCUAACCGCUGGGGUGGUAACCACCGCAAUUAACCACCCGCUAGACUUGAUCAAGGUCCGGCUACAGUUGGACUCGUCGGUGCUGUCGCCAUUACAGUCUUUGCGAAAUGUCUUGAGACAAUUGUACUCAAAGGACCCUUCCAGCCGCUCUGGAACCUUUGGUCGUACCUUUACUAACGUCUAUCGGGGGCUAUCCAUAAAUUUGGUCGGGAACGCCGUGGCGUGGAGCUUGUAUUUCACCUUGUACGAUGAUUUGAAAAAUGUCAUCCACGUCACACACAGUCCCAACCACCAGCAUUAUAACUAUCUAGUGUGCUCGCUACUUACUGGAUCGCUCACUGCGUUUCUAACGAACCCCAUCUGGGUGUUAAAGACCCGGCUAUUGUCGACAAACAAGAAUGUACCUAACGCGUACAAGUCCAUUGGGCAGGGGGUUGCCAGUAUCUGGCGCACCGAGGGACUCUCGGGAUUUUUCAAGGGCUUCACUCCCAGUUUGAUCCAGGUGUGUCAAGGGGCAUUACACUUUACAAUUUAUGAUUCCUUGAAGGCGUAUCAUGCCAAACAACAACAACAACAACAACAACAACAACAACAACAACAACAACAACAACAACAACAUCAUCAUCAUCAUCAUCACGGCAAUACUCAACAUAAGAACGAUAAGUUGUCAUUUUGGGAAUAUCUUUACAUUGCCUCGGCGUCUAAAAUCAUCAGCACCACCGUGUUUUACCCAUUUCAACUAUUCAAGGCACGUCUCCAGGCAUAUGGUUUUAACAAGCCUGAACAAGCGGCGAGCACUAAAGGCCAUUUCAGAUCAGUAAUCGCCCAGACAUUUGCUAAUGAAGGGAUUGGUGGGUUCUAUAAGGGGCUAUACGUGAAUUUAUUGAGGGCAUUGCCGGCCACCUGUGUCACCUUUAUUACUUACGAGCACGUUCGGAACUACUUGUAA
This is a messenger RNA of Saccharomycopsis crataegensis, 1011 nucleotides long. RefSeq names its product flavin adenine dinucleotide transporter FLX1 (gene FLX1). Gene Ontology annotation, cellular component: mitochondrion. Gene Ontology annotation, molecular function: folic acid transmembrane transporter activity; FAD transmembrane transporter activity. The transcript has a single exon. Gene Ontology annotation, biological process: folate import into mitochondrion; nucleotide transport. The coding region runs from base 1 to 1011 and encodes 336 amino acids. Lineage: Eukaryota; Fungi; Ascomycota; Saccharomycetes; Ascoideales; Saccharomycopsidaceae. The record is from RefSeq and is a predicted model, not a curated record.